CACCAUUAAAGAUUGCAUCCGUAACUGGAGGCGUGGAGUCAAAAUGAGAGGUGACGAAGGCCACCCAUCGACAUUCAUGUCUCCUCUGGACUUUUAAGAUGACACUGUUGGUCUACGGUCUUACGUGGAUGUGCAUUUGCUCUGGUAUUUUUGCAUCGCAAAGUCGUCCGACAAACACAUGGGCGGUUCAACUGCAUGAUGGAGAGAAGGGGGCCAAAGCUUUGGCAGAGAGUAUGGACAUAGUUUAUGUCAAACAUAUUUUUGAAGAUUACUACCUCUUCAGAGAAAGACAUGACAAAAGAAUGACUGUAGACAUAAGAAGAGCACUCGUCAACGCUGAAUCAAAGGUGGAAUGGUUCCAACAACAAAUUCCUCGUGAAAGACAUCUUUACUCUCUUGAAGAAAAUGCCAACCAGACCUAUAUUGUACCACACUUUAACGACGAACAUUGGCAGAACAACCUACAGACUUACUUGUACUGCGGAGACGUUCAUAUGAACGUGCUGCCGGCAUGGAAUAGAGGCCACCAUGGUCAAGGAGUUGUAGUCGGUGUGGUGGAUGACGGCGUGUUCUCGGAGAACCCUGAUCUCGGGCCGAACAUUGCCGAAGGUUUAUCCUACAGCAUAAUCGGAGAUUCGUCGGACCCAACACCGUCAGAUGCCGUCUUCAGUCAUGGCACCAGAUGCGCAGGAAUAAUUGCAGCAAAAGCAAACAACGGGUUUUGUGGCGUCGGAGUUGCACCUAAAGCCAAAAUAGCAGGAAUACAGCUAUUUGCCAGUGCCGUAGCUGACCUUACUGACGCUGAUGAAGCGAUGGCCUUAAGUCACAAUUCCAACAAUAUCAGCAUCUACUCGUGCAGCUUUGGUCCAUCCGACUACACCAAUGCGUUAGGGGGCCCUGGACCUAUUACACUUGCAGCGAUGAAGAGAUCGGCUGAAAUAGGCCGAGGUGAGAAAGGAUCAAUCUACGUGUUCUCUGCUGGUAACGGCGGGCCGUACGGCGACAGCUGUGCCUACAACGGUUACAUCAACAACAUCUACACAAUCGGCAUCAGCGCAGUGCUGAAGGACGGGAGUCUUGCUAACUACGAUGAAGCGUGCACCAGCAUAUUUGGGGUCACCUACAGCAGGGAAUAUGGCGAGAAGAACGCAACUUUGGUGGUGCCUAUCGGUCCUGAUUCCUGUAGCACAAAAUUCUCUGGGACCUCCGCGGCUGUUGCAAUAGGGUCUGGCGUCAUAUCACUAGUUCUAAGUGCAAACAACGCACUAUCAGCACGUGAUGUCCAGCACAUGAUUGCGAGAACUUCAAACAGCAACGGUAUUUGUAGGCAAACAUGGAAAACAAACGCUGCAGGGUUUAGGGUGAGCGACUACUGUGGAUUCGGACUGCUUGACGCCGGCAAGCUGACCUCAUUAGCUGCUACCUGGAGGUCCGUUUCAGAGCAAGUUGUUUGUACUUAUAAACAGCUUGAAGACAGGCUGAUUCAAAGCGAUGAGCAGAUCAAGGCAAAUGUCACCGUACUUCCCCAAAGCUGUCUGAACCGAACUAUUCAGCAUCUGGAACACGUUCUGUUGACCGUGAACAUCACAUUCCCUCACCGCGGCCACCUGAGGAUCGUGAUAACAUCCCCUCAAAACACCACGUCCGUCAUCGUUCCCGGUAGGCCUACAGACGAGGAGCCGGACCUGGCCUGGACCUUCAUGACCAUCCACCACUGGGGAGAGAGGGCGGAGGGAACAUGGCUUCUGCAUGUAGAAAACACCCAUCCUCAACUCAACAGUACAGGUGUCCUGCAUGACUGGGAGGUGUCCUUUCACGGGACAAUAGACGCCGAAGUACAAGACGGGGAUACAGACAGCAGCACUGUUCCACCUUGUGGGUUUGUACCAGUCGGAGACAGCAACGUCAUUAGACAUUCAACAACCCUGACCUUGAUCACCCUCGCGCUGGUUAUGAUGCUCUGCACCCAGUAAUCUCAGCAUGUCUCAUGAACAUGCGCGACAUCCUUGGAACUGUCUAAUGACUUUUGAUGCAUAAGUUACGAUAAAAGAAAUGCAAUCGUUUGCCAUGUAAUGCUGAGAACGUUAAACUAUUAGAACUUGUAAUCAUCCUUAAAUCAAAUGAACAUGGCCAUUUUAUUUCCAAACUUUUCUAAUACACUGUAUACGUACGCUUAUGAGUAAUACGUUAUGACAUUUAAUUAACUGUACAGGACCAUGCAACUUCACCAUUUAUCCAAGUCCUAAAUUGCACACGUAAUAUGUUGCACACAUGCGCUUAAGAAUGAUAUUUCGUGACAGUAGAUUAGGUUUUCUUCAAAACCCGAUGGAAGAACAUUACAUAACAAUUUGUGACCCUUUUGUUGUUACCCUUCAAAUGUAAACGUUUGUCAGUUUUGAUUACAUAAUCAGCUGAAAGUUAUCACUCUACAUAAUCUUACACUUUUAUCAUAACACAGGAAAGUGUUAGUAAUUUUAAGAUAACAGCGCAGACAUUAGGUGGUAAAAAUAUCCAAGCAAAUAACGCAUGGCAAGAAUUUCUAAGUUGGAAUGUCUUGUUAGUGGAGUGGGUAUGUGUCCAUAUAUGUAAAUAGAACGGAAAAAAGUGUUGCUGUGUAUAUUUGUUGUUCUGUUUGUAGGGGGAUAUGGCCAUGCACCAUCAAGUGACACACCACACUAUUAGACCGGACUGCUCAUUUGUUCUCUACAAGUGGGUCUGUUUUAUAUUUGUUAUCAGAAGUUCUAUUUUCACCUGAAAUACAUCCCCCGUGGGUCGACGGAUCAUCAUAAUCCAAAGGAUGAACACUAAAUCCCCUUUUGGCGCCAUGUCAGUCCAUAAAAACAACAACGUACUGUAAUAUUUCGCACCCAUCUCUGCGUGAAUCAAAAGCGCCGCCUGUCCCAACACUACAUUGCUGCACCAAGUGUUGCUUGGGGUUGGCUUCGGAGUUGGUUACUUGUUUUUGGCGAAGCCUCAUAGGCGGAGCCGCUGUUAGAAUAUUGCGAUUGAAGUUCAAAAAUUCUAAUUAUUCAACGAAAGUAUUCCUUUUGGAAUUUUUUUUUGUUUUGUGCAACACCUUUUAGACAGGACAUUCAUUGCAUAUAAUAGGGAGGUAGUUUUAAUUAAGUGCUUUGGUAUCUUGAAUACUAAGUAAGCGUAUAAUGACUUUUUCAUGUAGUAAGUACUCACGACACGUGAACAUACGAUUCUAGCCCCCAAUGGCUACGUACAACAAUCCAUGGUAAUUCCCAAACUGUACAAAAGAUGUCAGCUGUCUUAAGUGGAGGUACUAGGUGGACUUAAACUGUUAUUUAGCUAAAUUCCUUGUACUUUUUAAGAUAUCUUAACUCUUAAGAAGGACUGGUCACUUUUCCCCUCACCUCUUAGAGAAGUAUUCAGGUCAAGAGCAGGCGUCAUGAUGGCAGCCGUUAGGAAUGUAACCUCUUAAAAAAUGGCUAAGAAAGUGACUCACCAUGACGGAGAUACAAGAACGCUGUAAGAAAUAUGUACGUAGGCGGGUAGGAAACGUAUAAAUAAGGAAAUGGAACCAAUAUACUCCGUUGUGCUUUAGAAAGGAAGAGUGAGAAUACAGACAUCUUUUAUGUA
This is a messenger RNA of Branchiostoma floridae (Florida lancelet), 3606 nucleotides long. Its product is annotated as proprotein convertase subtilisin/kexin type 6-like. The record is from RefSeq and is a predicted model, not a curated record. Lineage: Eukaryota; Metazoa; Chordata; Leptocardii; Amphioxiformes; Branchiostomatidae. Bases 99 to 1973 code for a protein of 624 amino acids. The transcript has 14 exons. Gene Ontology annotation, cellular component: Golgi membrane; trans-Golgi network. Gene Ontology annotation, biological process: protein processing. Gene Ontology annotation, molecular function: serine-type endopeptidase activity.